CAGCUCCACCGCGCGCAAAAAAACAGGCAGUAUCCAUACUGCCGUAUCAGUAACGUUACCGGUUUACACAAACAACCUAGAAGACGGUGAGACAACUUGACAAGGUUUGUUCUUGCGCCGCGAGGGCAUGCAGUGCGCGUCCCCAACCAGACCCCAACAAACCACCAAACCAGGCCCUGACCACUUUGACAGCCCUACUACUACCGAGUGAGUGCGGAAUCGGAGUCACUUCCUCGCAGUCCACCAUGCGCCUCCGCCUACGGCACCUGCACCUCCCCAGCAUCCACCCGCACUACAUCCCCUACAGCCUCGCCAGCCGCGUACAAGAGCACCUGCGCCGGCAGCACCUCGACUUCAAGGAUGCGCAGUCCCACACCAGCACCUCGUCGUCAACAGGCCUACUACUACCAUCGUCACAACCACCACCACCAACCCUAAUCUCCUUCACCCCUUCCCCAAUCUACACGCUCGGCCGCCGCCAAACAUCCCCGCUCACGCCGUCCGAAACCGCCCGGCUCACCGCACCGCUGCAGCUCCCAGCACCAACACCACCACCACCACCACCAUCAUCAUCAUCAUCACAAGGUUCUUCACAAGGUAGUAGUAGUAGUAGUGAGCCGGCCUCCCUCCUGCCCGUCCGACUGACGCACUCCCCGCGAGGCGGCCUGACAACCUACCACGGGCCGGGUCAGGUGGUGCUGUGGCCGGUGCUAGACCUCAAGUCGCGGCAGCACAGGCAGCUGACGGUGCGGUGCUGGGCGCGGGCGCUGGAGGACACGACCAUCUCGACGCUGGGGCGGGUCUUUCGGCUGGCUGGGUUCACGACGGAGGAUCCGGGCGUUUGGGUCUCUCCUUCUUCUUCUUCUUCUUCUUCUUCUCCUCCGACGACGACGACGAGAGGCCGGGUUGGUGAUGAUGUUGGUGGUGGUGGUGGUGGUGAUGGUGGUGGUGGUGAUGUAGCAAAGAUUGCUGCGCUCGGCGUGCAUCUGCGGAGGCAUGUUACUGCGCUCGGCACGGCGAUCAAUGUUGUCAUGCCCGGCAGCGGCCGGGGGGAGGGAGAGGGGACGACGGAUGAGCGGGGGAAUCCGUGGGCGAGGAUUGUGGCGUGUGGUCUCGAGGGCAGGGGCGUGACCUCCGUCGCGGGCCAGCUGGGCGGUGGUGUGGCUGAGGUUGAUGCCCUACUGCAGAGGGCAGGGUUGGAAGCGGGUGAGAGGGGAGGGAGAGAGCGGGGAGUGGCGGCCGCGUGGGCAGAGGAGUUGGCCAGGCGAGUCGAGAUUGCGGGCGGUGUUGAGGUGGUGAGCGCAGAGGAGACGUUAGCGUUAAUGGAAGGAUUGGCGGCGAGGGAGAGUGAUAGUGCUGCUUGUGAGGAUUGGGAUGAGAGGGCGGGAGAGGAAGAAACGGCAUAUCUAGCACGGAUUAAGGAGUUGAUUGGUGGUAGGUAACUUCGUGGUGGAUAAUCUAAACUGUACGUACAAUAUGUGUGCAUAGCUGUUGUUAGAGGGCCGGCUGGAUACACAUAAGAGCGAGGGCCUUCCAAGUUUAGCUCAGGGUUGGCCUGGCCACCCGCGGCCCGCGUCGCGUGCACACGGGGUACGGCACCCGGGUGACCCAAAAGUCUCGCUCGGCUGUCAUCUGUCAUCUGCCAAGUCAUCCCGGAAGCACUGCGAUUCGCUUG
Molecule: messenger RNA, 1675 nt
Organism: Chaetomium strumarium
Lineage: Eukaryota; Fungi; Ascomycota; Sordariomycetes; Sordariales; Chaetomiaceae
Exons: 1
Coding region: 246-1442 (398 amino acids)
Biological process (GO): tRNA processing; protein modification process; rRNA processing
Cellular component (GO): nucleolar ribonuclease P complex; ribonuclease MRP complex
Source: RefSeq, a predicted model, not a curated record